Spizellomyces punctatus DAOM BR117 is the source of this 2587-nucleotide messenger RNA. RefSeq lists its product as uncharacterized. Gene Ontology annotation, biological process: proteolysis. The transcript is spliced from 7 exons. The coding region runs from base 223 to 2073 and encodes 616 amino acids. The record is from RefSeq and is a predicted model, not a curated record. Gene Ontology annotation, molecular function: aspartic-type endopeptidase activity. NCBI's taxonomy places the organism in Eukaryota, Fungi, Chytridiomycota, Chytridiomycetes, Spizellomycetales, Spizellomycetaceae.
CUUCUGCGGUACUCAGCGUGGCGAAGUUGUAAACCCGCUGCUGUGCAAGUAGAAAAUACUUAAAAACAGAGGACGACUUUGACAUUUGGAGCCGAGGAAAACCAGAGCAACAUUAAGAACCUGACGUAGAACCUGCAGUAGAUCUCUGACUUUUUGCCACAGUGAACCUGCCCUGAAAAUAGCGAUCCUGCUCAUAUUACAACGCAUACGAAUACACACGAUAUGCCUUUCUGGUCUCUGCCAGCAACAUUCACCACCCUUUCCCUCCUCCUCUCCACCGCCUUUGCUGAUCCCUACCAUCCACCACCGCCUUAUGAGGACUAUUAUCGCGAUGAAUAUCCUCAAGAUGACUACCAUCCGAGAAUCUUGCGCGUCCCACUGCACAAACCGGACCGCCAUCAUUCCUCGAUUCUGGACAGAUUACUUGAGGAGCAGGCAUAUAUCCGUGAAAAGUACAGCAACCACCCAGCCGUCCGUCCAGCAUACCUGACCCCGACUUACAAGGAGGAGAAGGAAAACCCUGGAUACGGACAUGGAUAUGGAUACGAACAAAAAUACGACGAGUAUGACAAAUACGAAAAGCCAAAGCCGAAAUCAAAGCCAAAGAAGAAAAAGGGGCCUGUCUCUGUCCCUGCUGGAUUUGACCCGUUUGAUUUUAUUGGACAAGUCGAAAUUGGCACUCCACCUCAAAAGCUUACCGUCCGCUUCGACACCGCCACGCAGCUCUCCUGGGUCAAAAAAGCCGCGUACAAGGAAAAGCCCAAAAAGUACGACGACUAUAACUCAUACGACAAGUAUGAUGAAUACAAAAAAGACAAUGACUAUUACGAGCCCGAGCGCGAGCUUGUGUAUUUUGGUUUUGACCCGGACAAGUCGUCGACAUGGCAGGACGGAGGCCGUGAAGGUGAUCUAGAGUACUAUGGCCAAGAGAAGGUCAUAGUCAAAGAAGGGCGAGAUGUAGUGAAUGUUGGUGGCAUUGAAGCAACUGUCACUUUUGGACUGAGAACACAAAACGAGGUUAGCGCCAAUGAGACUGUGGACGGACACUUUGGGCUCUCACUGCGUAACCCAGACCUGGACUUUGACCCCUGGCUAUACCAAGCAGUCAAGGACGGUGUAUGCGAUCCCAUUUUUGCUCUGGACCCGCCACCUGUGGAACCGCCCAAAGCGUAUGCUCCUCAGCCGACGCCAUCGUAUGGAAAGCGCGAUCAAAGCUACGAUUACUACGAACCGCCAAAGCCCAAGCCGACCACUGCCCAAUUAUCGAUCUGUGGAUAUGAAGGUCAGAUGCCCACCAGGUUUAACCAUGUUACGCAGAGAGGGUUGCAGUAUGGAUACUGGCAACUCAACCUGAAGAAAAUCAAAGUGGGUCAGAGCCUGGUCCCGCUGGUGAAGGAGUCCCGUGAAGAUCCAUAUGGGUACCAGUCCUACGAGCCCAAGCAGAAAGAAAUCGAUGCAUUGAUUGAUACUGGUUCCCCUUUCAUCAUGCUCCCCAAAAUUGCGGUCGAUAAGAUUCACAAGUUGAUUGGCGCUACGUGUCCAGGUCAGGAAUAUGGGUACUCUGAAUACAAAGAUGAUUACAAAGACGACUACAAGAAGGAUUACAAAGACGAAAAAUCCACCCAUAGUCGCCGCGCCACAUCCAUGAACGCUAACAGCACAUCUGGAUUCUGGCGCUCGCAAACCGGCAUCAAAUCGCAUGACCUUUGCACGGUCCCGUGCGCCUCGGUCCCGAAACUUGCAAACAUCACUCUGACGUUUGACCAAGGAGACUAUCCCAUCCUCCCCGCGGAAUAUAUUCAAAAAGACCCAGAUGAUUACGGAAAGCAACAAUGUUACUCGGUUUUUACAACAUUUAAGCCAGAUAGUGCUGUGCUUAAAGAAGCGCCAAGCGAAUUUGGUGAAGUUUUAGCUGUUAUUGGUACAUCGUUUACGCAAGCCCACCAAACUGUUUACUAUCUGGGUAACAUUGGGCAAAACCGUAGACGUCGUAGGCAACUGACGGAAGAGAAUAGCAGCGAGAUUCCAGGGAUUGCUAUUACGAGGUACUAUUCAUUGGCAUGGAGUCCUUGAUGCGUGUUGCAAUUGUGCUGCGUAGUGUGUUUAUACCUAGGUUUGGACAUGUAUUUGUUUAUAGUGUAUGUGAGAGAUGUAGGUUUCCAUUACGGGCUGUGGGGUGUAAGGUUUUUUUCUUGUUUCUUUUUGAUUAUAUCAGGGUGUGUAUGUAUAUUGGGAGACUUUAUAGCCCUUCAACAACUCGGCGUGACCUGAAGAGUAUGUUUUACUCACGUGACUAAAGAUCCCGUGAGCGUGCUGACGCAAUGCAUAGUGUGGACGUGAUUGCAGCUAAAGCACAUAAAGAACGGGAAUCACGUAAAAUCACGUGAUGCUCUGCCAAUCUAUCGGUAUUAGAAUAGACUAGAAUGCUAGACUAACGAAUUUCGGAAUCAAGGGCUUAGUAGGAUUUCUCUCGUGUGGUGGGCUUAGUUACCCGGUUAGAACCAACCGUAAUGUAUUGCAUGUGUAAUUGGGCCUAGUAGUAGUUGGUUGGUUGUAAGGAGGGAAUUACUUGGCUUUUCCGAACCGG